Molecule: messenger RNA, 1648 nt
Organism: Gastrolobium bilobum
Lineage: Eukaryota; Viridiplantae; Streptophyta; Magnoliopsida; Fabales; Fabaceae
Product: tubby-like F-box protein 5
Exons: 5
Coding region: 177-1448 (423 amino acids)
Molecular function (GO): protein binding
Source: RefSeq, a predicted model, not a curated record
CUCUCACCUUUUUUGUUUUGUCCAAGACAUUGGCUUCGGAGUUUGAGGUACAAGUCUUGGAAGGAUUCUCCACAUUCCCUCGUCCCAAUCCACCACCACCCUUUGUUUCUUCCCAAGUUCUCUGCAACAUUUCCUCACUUUUCUAGGCCCUUGUCUCACGUCCUACACCUAUCAUAAUGCCAUUCAGGAGUAUUGUUCGUGACUUCAAGGAGAUUGGAGAGGGCAUUAGCAACAUGUAUAGAAGAGGGGCUGAAGCUAAGCAUGUGCAUCGCCAUGGAAAAUCUCUCAUUGCACCAGAAUGUUCCUCACCAUCACCGUCACCACCACCACCAUCAUCGUCGUCAUCGUCACAGAGCCGGUGGGCUAAUUUACCCCCUGAGUUGCUCUUAGACAUAAUUCAAAGGGUGGAAGCCAGUGAAACUUCAUGGCCUGCACGCAGAGCACUUGUAGCGUGUGCCUCAGUUUGUAGGUUGUGGAGGGAAAUAACAAAGGACGUGGUCAAGACACCAGAACAGUGUGGUUGGCUCACUUUCCCUAUAUCACUGAAGCAGCCUGGUCCAAGAGACACUGCAAUCCAGUGUUUUAUUAAGAGAGAAAGGGUGACUUCCACAUAUUGUUUAUAUCUCGGUCUGAGCCCUGCUCUUUCUGGUGAUAUGAGCAAACUGCUAUUGGCAGCAAAGAAGAUUAGAAGGGCAACGUGUACAGAAUUUUUAAUAUCAUUGGUUGCUCAUGAUUUCUCUCGUGCAAACAAUACUCACAUUGGAAAGCUGAGGUCUAAUUUUCUGGGCACCAAGUUUAUGAUCUUGGAUGGUCAACCCCCACAUGAUUCCUCACUUCCAUUAAAUUGCAAGUUGCAGCAAAGAGUCCAUCUGAAGCAGGUACUUCCAAGGGUUACUGCUGCUAACCAUAAAGUUGCUACAGUAUCUUAUGAACUCAAUGUUCUCCGUACAAGAGGUCCAAGGAGAAUGCGUUGCACAAUGCACUUAAUCCCUAUAUCUGCAAUCCAAGAAGGAGGAACUGCCCCUACUCCUUUGAAGUUCACCAAUUGCCUUAAUGAGCAUGCAUCUACCAUUCCCAUUUCAAAAGGAAAGAAGCCACAAGUUAACUUUGGCUCAACUGGCACAGGCAAUAAUACUCCAGAAUCAACCCAGAGUGCAAGGGAACCAUUGAUUCUGAAAAACAAAGCUCCUAGAUGGCAUGAACAACUGCAAUGUUGGUGCUUGAAUUUCAAGGGAAGAGUAACUGUGGCCUCUGUGAAGAACUUCCAGCUUGUAGCAGCUGCAGAACCGAGCCAAAUUGUUUCAGUGGCCGAACAAGAGAAAGUGAUACUACAAUUUGGAAAAAUUGGGAAGGACAUAUUCACCAUGGAUUACCGAUAUCCCCUCUCUGCUUUUCAAGCCUUUGCAAUCUGCUUGAGCAGCUUCGACACAAAACCAGUUUGUGAAUGAUCAUAUGACUUUUAUAGUCCUGUCACUCUUUUCCUUGAUAUAAAAUGUACAUAUUUUCAUAAGAAAGGAGAGAAGCUGGACAAAACAACUCUCAUUAUAAAGAGUGCUUUCAUUCUGCAGGCACAAGUUUGUGUAAUGCUAGCUGUUAGGAUUGAUGUUUAAUGGCAAGUCUAUUUGUCUGCUCUAAGCAAGUUUGUUAA